Larimichthys crocea (large yellow croaker) is the source of this 2829-nucleotide messenger RNA. It is a transcript of the gene masp1, whose product is annotated as MBL associated serine protease 1. Gene Ontology annotation, molecular function: serine-type endopeptidase activity; calcium ion binding. Gene Ontology annotation, cellular component: extracellular region. Bases 426 to 2630 code for a protein of 734 amino acids. Gene Ontology annotation, biological process: complement activation; proteolysis. The record is from RefSeq and is a predicted model, not a curated record. The transcript has 13 exons. Lineage: Eukaryota; Metazoa; Chordata; Actinopteri; Sciaenidae.
UGCCAUACUACAAAUACUGCCAUACUACUACAGUAAUGUGCCACAGUGAAAACAGGACUUCAGACUGCAGUAAGAGUACACACAGUAUUUAUGUAUUAUUGAGAAUUACCUGUAGUAUAUUUGUGUCCUGCAGUAUCUGUAGUGUUUAAAUAGUAAAAAUACUCGUACGAGUAUUUGUAGUAUUUUACUCUGACGCCCCGCCCCUCGCAGACCUGACGUAAUGACGCAGAGCUUCUCACACACGUCAGGCUGAAGACUCCGGGUCAGUGUGCAGCUCUCCGCUCCGUCAGACGGUCCGUGAGCCCCGCAGACUCCGCAGAGCCCCGCCGCGUCACGCCGCGCCCCGCAGAGCCCCGCCGCGUCACGCCGCGCCCCGCAGAGUCCCGCAGAGUCCCGCCGAGUCCACACACAGAGCUGCGUGACAGAUGACUUCCCGCCACAGGAUGAGUCGUCCUCUCCUCGUCUUCGUCAUCGUCGUCUUAACUUCCUGUCCUAUCUGCGGCGCUCAGGUGAUGUACGGCAGCCUGCAGUCUCCAAACUUCCCAGACCCGUACCCGAGAGAGACCCGGCUCCAGUGGAACCUCAGUGUCCCUGUCGGGUUCAGGAUCAGACUGUACUUCAGCCACUUCGACCUGGAGCCAUCCUACCUGUGCGAGUAUGACUACGUCAAGGUGGAGGCAGAGGAGGACCAGGUUCUGGCCCUGUUCUGUGGUCAGGAGGACACGGACACGGAGGCGGUUCCGGAUCAGCGGAUCAUCGAGUCGCCCAGAAACUCUCUGAAGGUCUCGUUCAGCUCCGACUUCUCCAACGAGGAGAGACACUCUGGGUUCAGGGCUCACUACAGCACUGUGGAUGUAGACGAGUGCAGCGAGCGGACCGAUGACGACCUGCUCUGUGAUCACUUCUGUCACAACUUCAUUGGAGGAUACUACUGCUCCUGUCGCUAUGGUUACCACCUGCACUCUGACAACCACACCUGCACAGUGGAGUGCAGUGAUGGUGUGUUCAGGGAACGCUCAGGUGUUUUCAGCAGCGUGGACUUCCCGUCUCCUUACCCGAAGAGCUCCAACUGUUUGUACCGGAUUGAGCUGGAGCCAGGCUUCAGGCUCCGCCUCCAGUUUGACCCCCAGUUUGAUGUAGAGGACCACCCCGACAUCACCUGCCCCUACGACCACGUCAAGAUCAAAGCCGGUGGCUCAGACUUCGGUCCGUUCUGCGGUGAUCGACCUCCAGCUGAGAUUCAGACUGACAGCAACACAGCCGCCAUUUUCUUCCACAGCGACAACUCAGGAGAGAACCUGGGCUGGAGGAUCACGUACACGGCUACAGGAAGUCAGUGUGCAGUACCUGAAGCUCCGCCCCACGCCCUGCUGAACCCUGUCCAAUCAGAAUACGUCUUCAAAGACCAUGUCCUGGUCACCUGUGAGCCCGGAUACAGACUGUUGAAGGACGGGCAGAAUCUGGAUCAUUACCAGCUGGACUGUCAGUCUGACGGGUCGUGGAGCAGCAGCCCUCCUCGCUGUCACAUGGUGGAUUGUGGGAGUCCGAAGGCGGUCGUCAUGGCUGAUGUGGUGUUUGGUAGUCAUGACAACAGCACAUUGUUUGGAUCAACAGUUCACUACGUCUGCAGGGAGGACGCCUUCCAGCUGAACACCAGCAACAGUUCUUACAGCUGUGGACCGAGUGGAGACUGGAUCAGUUCAGAAUCAGGAAGCAGACUGCCAAGCUGUCUGCCAGCCUGUGGCCGUCCGUCCCGCUCUUUCCCCGCUCAGGUGAAGAGGAUCGUGGGUGGUCGCAGUGCUGAGCCCGGCCUGUUCCCAUGGCAGGUUCUGCUCAGUGUAGAGGAUCUGUCCCGGGUCCCUGAGGACCGCUGGUUCGGCUCAGGGGCCCUGCUGUCCGACUCCUGGGUCCUGACGGCCGCCCACGUCCUAAGGUCCCAGAGGAGGGACACCAGUGUCGUCCCCGUGUCCCCUGAACACGUCAAGGUCUUCCUCGGCCUCCACGAUGCUGCUGACAAACGUCUGGCGAUGAACCGUUCAGUGGAGGAGAUCUUCCUCCAUCCGGACUUCCAACCAAACAACUACAACAACGACAUUGCCCUGCUGAAGCUGACGGAGCGGGUGGAGUUUAAUGAGCUCAUCCAUCCGGUGUGUUUGCCCCCGCCUCACGUUAAGGACGCCCCUCCCACUCCUCUCCCUAACUCACUGGGUGUAGUUGCUGGUUGGGGAAUCUCCAACCUGAACUCCUCCUCCGUGUCUGGUGACCCACUGACCUCUGACCCCGUGGCUGACCUCGGGAUGACCUCUGACCUCCUGCAGUACGUCAAGCUGCCGGUGGUUUCUCAGGACGAGUGUCAGGCGAGCUACACAUCGCGCUCCAUAAGCUACAACAUCACCGACAACAUGUUCUGUGCCGGUUUCUUUGAGGGCGGGCGGGACACGUGUCUCGGGGACAGCGGGGGGGCGUUUGUAAUGGAGGACGGGGUCAGCCAGAGGUGGGUGGUGUUUGGGUUGGUGUCAUGGGGCGGGCCGGAGGAGUGUGGGAGUCAGAGGGUGUACGGGGUCUACACCCGAGUCCCCAAAUACGUGGACUGGAUCCAGGAACAGAUUCAAGCUGCCCCCUGGUGGUGAUCACAUGACCUCUGAUCAGCUGGCAGGAAGUGAUGUAACUACGUACAUUUACUCCAGUACUGUACUUUAAGACAAAUACUUACUUUAUACUCCAAAUAUUAUAAAUAUAGUUUUAAUGGUUCAACAAUUGUACUACGCACUGUGUACUUGUGGAUACAGAGGUUUAACUGAUGAGGCUUUAAAGUCUUGAAACUUUAUA